GCAGCGACAGAGCCGGCGGUGGCCGCGGUCCCGGGGGGCGGCUGAGGGGGCCGGGCCGGGCUGCGGGGCGAGCGACGCGGCGGGGCCCGGGACGGCGGCGCGGCCCGGGACGGCGAGGCUCGGCAUGGCUAUGGCGGCUCGCUCUUCGCAGACAGAGCUGUGACCUGGCCCUGCUCACGGCUGAGGAGCCUGCCCACCAUGGCGAGCCCCACUCUGAGCCCCGACUCCUCGUCCCAGGAGGCCCUGUCGGCCCCCACCUGCUCCCCCACCUCUGAUUCUGAGAACCUCAGCCCCGAUGAGCUAGAGCUGCUGGCCAAACUCGAAGAGCAGAACCGGCUCCUGGAAGCCGACUCCAAGUCCAUGCGCUCCAUGAAUGGCUCCCGGCGGAACAGCGGCUCCUCGCUGGUGUCCAGCUCCUCGGCCUCCUCCAACCUAAGCCACCUGGAGGAGGACACAUGGAUCCUGUGGGGCCGGAUCGCCAACGAGUGGGAGGAGUGGCGGCGCAGGAAGGAGAAGCUGCUCAAGGAGCUGAUCCGCAAGGGCAUCCCGCACCAUUUCCGGGCCAUCGUGUGGCAGCUCCUGUGCAGCGCCACGGACAUGCCAGUCAAGAACCAGUACUCGGAGCUGCUCAAGAUGUCCUCACCUUGCGAGAAGCUGAUCCGCAGGGACAUCGCCCGCACCUACCCGGAGCACGAGUUCUUCAAGGGCCAGGACAGCCUGGGCCAGGAGGUGCUCUUCAACGUCAUGAAGGCCUACUCCCUGGUGGACCGGGAGGUGGGCUACUGCCAGGGCAGCGCCUUCAUCGUGGGCCUGCUCCUCAUGCAGAUGCCCGAGGAGGAGGCCUUCUGCGUGUUUGUGCGGCUGAUGCAGGAGUACCGCCUGCGGGAGCUCUUCAAGCCCAGCAUGGCAGAGCUGGGGCUCUGCAUCUACCAGUUCGAGUACAUGCUACAGGAGCAGCUCCCGGACCUGAACACCCACUUCCGCUCCCAGAGCUUCCACACGUCCAUGUACGCCUCCUCCUGGUUCCUCACGCUCUUCCUGACCACCUUCCCACUGCCCGUCGCCACGCGCGUCUUUGACAUCUUCAUGUACGAGGGCCUGGAGAUCGUGUUCCGGGUGGGCCUUGCCCUGCUGCAGGUGAACCAGAUGGAGCUGAUGCAGCUGGACAUGGAGGGGAUGUCCCAGUACUUCCAGAGGGUAAUCCCCCAUCAGUUCGACAGCUGCCCGGACAAGCUGAUCCUCAAGGCUUACCAGGUCAAGUACAACCCCAAGAAGAUGAAGAGGCUGGAGAAGGAGUACGCAGCCAUGAAGAGCAAGGAGAUGGAAGAGCAGAUCGAGAUCAAAAGGCUUCGGACAGAGAACCGGCUCCUGAAGCAGCGGAUUGAGACCCUGGAGAAGGAGAGCGCUGCUCUGGCUGAUAGGCUAAUCCAGGGGCAGGUGACACGAGCGCAGGAGGCUGAGGAGAAUUACGUCAUCAAGCGGGAGCUGGCAGUGGUGCGGCAGCAGUGCAGCUCAGCGGCCGAGGACCUGCAGAAGGCACAGAGCACCAUCCGGCAAUUGCAGGAGCAGCAGGAUAACCCACGCCUCACCGAGGACUUUGUGGCCCACCUGGAGACGGAGCUGGAGCAGUCACGGCUGCGGGAGACCGAGACUCUGGGGGCCCUGCGGGAGAUGCAGGACAAGGUUCUAGACAUGGAGAAGAGGAACAGCUCUCUGCCCGACGAGAACAACGUGGCGCGGCUGCAGGAGGAGCUGAAGGCGCUCAAGGUGCGGGAGGGUGAGGCCGUGGCCUCGGCGCGGGAACUGAAACUGCAGCUGCAGGAGCUCUCGGACACCUGGCAGGCCCAUCUGUCCCGCGGCGGCCGCUGGAAGGAGUCCCCGCGGAAGCUGGUCCUGGGCGAGCUGCAGGACGAGCUGAUGAGUGUGCGGCUGCGCGAGGCCCAGGCUCUGGCCGAGGGCCGCGAGCUGCGGCAGCGCGUGGUGGAGCUCGAGACGCAGGACCACAUCCACCGCAACCUGCUGAACCGCGUGGAGGCGGAGCGAGCGGCGCUGCAGGAGAAGCUGCAGUACCUGGCGGCGCAGAACAAGGGGCUGCAGACGCAGCUCAGCGAGAGCCGCCGCAAGCAGGCGGAGGCCGAGUGCAAGAGCAAGGAGGAGGUGAUGGCCGUGCGCCUGAGGGAGGCGGACAGCAUGGCGGCGGUGGCCGAGAUGCGGCAGCGCAUCGCCGAGCUGGAAAUCCAGAGGGAGGAGGGCCGCAUCCAGGGCCAGCUGAACCACUCGGACUCGUCGCAGUACAUCCGCGAGCUCAAGGACCAGAUCGAGGAGCUGAAAGCCGAGGUGCGGCUUCUGAAGGGCCCGCCGCCCUUCGAGGACCCGCUGGCCUUCGACGGGCUCGGCCUGGCGCGGCACCUGGAUGAGGACUCGCUGCCGUCGUCGGACGAGGAGCUGCUCGGCGUGGGCGUGGGCGCGGCGCUGCAGGACGCACUCUACCCGCUGUCCCCGCGCGACGCGCGCUUCUUCCGCCGUCUGGAGCGGCCGGCCAAGGACAGUGAGGGCAGCUCAGACAGCGAUGCCGACGAGCUGGCCGCUCCCUACAGCCAGGGCCUGGACAACUGAGGCAGUGCCCCGCGUGCCCGGAGCCCGGCGCCGCCGCCUGCCCGCUCCUUCGCCGCCGCCCGCACUUAACAAACUCCAGGCCCUCGGUGGUCCCGCCCACCCCGAGGGCCAGGACCAGCGCGGCAGGGCGCAGAGGGUAGGACCGAAGUCUGGGGAUCCUGAGUCCCCUGGCAGGCCCACUCUCCUCAGCAGUGUUUACCCAUCUUGGUCCGUACCCCUCUGGGCCCAGUUACCUGGAGGGUCUGCCCCUCUUAACAGCCAGGGCAGGGGAGGACCCAGGGGUCCCAGGACUGGAGGAGCAGGAACCUCCCCCCUCCUACCCGGCCUCCUUCUGGGACAAGGGUGGCCCGGCUGGGAAGGACCCAGGAGCCAGAGGAGGCCUGAGGAAGAAGAGGCCGCUCUAGGCCUGUCGUUACCACCCCGUACCACCCUCGGGACCCUUGGCCUCUGGGGACAGAUGGCCAGGCUGGGUUUUCCUGCUUGGGGCAGGCAUUGUGGCCCCUGCGACAGAAACCAAAGCCCCCCCUACUGUGUGCAGGGCCGCGCAGGCUGUGAGUGGCCAGCCGGAACCAGCCAGGGCCUGGGUAGUGUCUGUCCCUGCUUCUUGGGGGCCAGAGCAGCUGUAAGGAAGUGAAGAGACGCCCCUCUCCCCAGCACACCACAUCUUCCUCUGUGACAGUCCCAUCACCCCAGCCUGGCCAGUGAUGAAGGGGCUCCCCGACCCAGGCUAGCCUCCUCUCCAGGGGGCCCCCAGCCUCCACCUCCGUUCCUUCUCAGUAUCCCCAGCCCCACUCUCUGGCCAGAGUCAGGCCCCAGGGGAGGAGGCCUCCCAGUUGAGUUGCCUCCCUGCGCCUGCUCAUGGUGGUCCCGUGGUCUCUGCUGAGUCAGAACCAAGAACGGUGCCAAAAUCCAACGAUGCCCCCAGACUCCCACCCCUGGGGCCUCACGGCCCUCGGGCUGACCCUCUCGGUGCUCCUGGAGCCUAGAGCAGCAUCACAAGGAGUCUCCCCGGCACUUCCUGUGGGGGAUCCAUGCUCAGUACCCCCUCCUGGUCGCCCACUCCUCAGUAUUACAAAGCCUGGGGACCAGGGUGGGCAUCCGAGGGGCUCUCCCACAUGCCCCCCACACCGCCCACCACCAUUUUGCACACUGCCUGUUCACACUCCACAUGUCGCCCAGGCGGGAAAGAUGGAAAAUAAAGUGUAUUUACACA
This is a messenger RNA of Kogia breviceps (pygmy sperm whale), 3829 nucleotides long. RefSeq names its product ecotropic viral integration site 5 like (gene EVI5L). Lineage: Eukaryota; Metazoa; Chordata; Mammalia; Artiodactyla; Physeteridae. The record is from RefSeq and is a predicted model, not a curated record.